AUGGCAGGCCUCUUUUCCUCAAAAAAGAACAAAAAGGACAGGGACGACACAAGCAGCUCCAACAGCGGCAGCAACUACAACAAUAGCAACCAAAGAUACCAGCAUGGUGGUCGACCCAGCACAGCAAACCAGAGCCGAGACAACUUUAGCGCCAACAACAGUACUUCCCACUCUCCGUCCGACUACCCUUACAACAACAACAAUGGCUCAUUCCACCAGUCUUCCUCGCAACAGCAGUUGAGCAACUAUCAGCACCAGCAUUCCGCGACCAGUUUCUCGACACACCAGUCGAAUGGGACAUCUCUUUCCAGUGGACCUUGGUCGUCGGGGAUGGUGAUGUCGACCAACCCUUUUCCGAGGUUUUCGCAUACGGCCAGUUUUGUGAACACGGGGAACGAUAUCUAUAUCUUUGGUGGAGUUGUCAAGGGCUCUGUCCAGAGGGAUGUCCAUGUCAUCGAUACCCAGUCGCUGCAUUGCCAGAUGCUGCCCAUUGGUGGGGACGCCCCCGUGGCCGCAAAUGGACAUACCGCCGUCUCCCUCGGCCAAUACAUCAUGUACUUUGGUGGCAAGGACGCAAAGGGCAAGACAAGUGACGCCCUCUACGUCUUCCACACUGGCCGCAAGGAAUGGAACAAGCCCUUCAUCCAGAGUCUCCAACCCGCACCCCGUCACUCCCAUGCUGCCUGUGUCAUCGGUACUAUUAUGUAUGUCACCUGUGGUCAACUCUCGGGAUUCUAUAUGAACGACAUUGCCGCUUUUGACAUGAAGACCUUGAACGGCAAGAACCCUGUGUGGACUAUGAUCGAGCCAAAGUCAUCCAUGCCCCCCGCACGUGCUGGUCACUGCGCGGCGUCCUACGAUGGCAAGGUCUACAUUUUCGGAGGAGCUGACGACAAGUACUACUACAACGAUAUCUGGUGCUUUGAUCCUUCCAACAAGAAAUGGGAGGCAGUCCCGGCAUAUGGCAACCUGCCCACAAGUCGUCAGGGACACAGCUGCAUCGUGAUCGACGACACCAUGUACAUUUACGGAGGCAUGAACCAUGAGGAUCAAUUGCUCGGAGACCUCUGCGCCUUCAAGUUUACAGAACGCAGGUGGAUUAUGAUUGGUGUGACCGAGGCAGCCUCAGCCCGUACCGAGCACGCCAUGUGCAAUGUUGGCGACAGAAUCUACAUCUUUGGUGGUCAGCUGGAUCUGGUCGCCAACGAAGAUCCUGGACUCAUUCACGUUCUCGAAACUUCCAAGAUUCGCUGGAGUGACCCAUCGGGAUCGCAGAGAUCGGCGUACGACAACGAGAGCACGGCUCGCACAGAUAUGGGCAUGGAUGACAGGAGUUCAUCGUACAGCCGGCCCUCUCACACAACGGACUCACAGCGCGUUGCUGGACAUGACCAGAGUGGUCAUUCUGGUGACUCUCGACGUGGUCCCUAUCAGCAACAACAACAACAACAACAACAACAACAACAGCACAUCGACAGGUCAGAUUCGUAUGCUAGUCAACAACAGCCUCAUCAGCAACCUCAACAGCACCAGCAGCAGAGAUACCAGAACCAGCCCCAACAGCAGCAACGUCAGCAGGAUCAUCAGGAUCAAGUGUACUCUCAGUCUGACAUGAACGGAUCGCGCUCGAGACUCACCCCCGCAGAUGACUCACAAACUAAUCAGAGCUCGCCCUCUCGUUUGAGUAUCGAGUUCAAUGAGGCUACCCAUGUGGCCCGUCGUAGGACGAUUGGCAAGCCGGUCGGGUAUGUUGUUCCCGAGGCCGAAGUCCGUGGUACUCUGUCGAUUGAUGAGGUGCGUCGCCCACCAGUCAACGAGAGCUUGGAUCUGGAAAUGUCACGGGCCAGCCCUGUACAGAUUCAACGCGCUUCGCUUCAUCAUGGUAUCCAUGGAGGUUCAACAGGAGGAGUGGAUCCUGAGGAUCGUCUCGCCGUCGCGUAUAACCAGUCGAAUGGGAUCCGGCAGCAGAAGAGCUCGACGUCGAUUCAUGCGCAGUUCUCGCAUCUCGAUUUGAACCGCCAGGGAUCACCGUAUGCCUCAACCGCGACUGCCAACACGAGUCAGGUCAAUAGUCGUUCUACCGACUCACGCUCGCCCUUGAGGGUCCCCAACUCUGAUCAAGAGUCCGAGAUGGUCAACAGGAACUAUCAUCAAUCUUCGUCGACUUCGUCGUCCAACAACAACAACAGCAGCGAACUCAAGGAUCUCAAGCAGAGGGAGCAGUGGCUGAUGGCAGAGGUAUCGAUGGCUCGCAAAAAGAUUGGCGACCGACCCCUUAGUAUGGCGAUCAUGGCACUGGAGGAUGAGCUGGAGAAUUGUGAGGUCGACAGUGAGAAAUAUCGCAUCAUGCAGGCGCUCUUGAAUGUCAAGGCUGAGCUGGAGAGGUCCAAGACCACUAUUGCAACCCAGGCGCAGAUCGCAUCCAACAAGGUCCGUGAGGCCGAGCGUGUCCGUACCUCGGCUCUGCAGGAGGCUGCCUACCUCAAGGCCAAGGUCAGUGCAUUGGAGUCUGGAGAGGUUUCGGCUUUGGUCUCGACAGAGACUGCGAGGGCGACGGAUCUGGAAAAGAGGCUGACGAGCGCCCUGGUUCAGCUGGACAGGUACGAGGCUCAGUUUGUGCAGUACGAGACGAUCUUGGAGCACGAGAAGCAUUCGAGGGAGGCGGCGGAGGAUCGUGAACGCGAGGCGUCUUCGAGAGCCGAUGAUGCCCAGAUCGCUCACACCCGCGCCUUGUCGGAGUUGACCAACCUCCAUGAACGUGCCUCCGUUGCUGAAGCCUCCCUCCGUGAGACCGUUGCCAAGAGCGCCACCAGCGAAGCAGGGCUUUCAAGCUACCAACAACAGUCCGCGGCCUUGUUCUCGCAGAUCUCGACCCUCAAGACCACAGUCGAACAUCAGAAAAAGUCGUUGGACAAGGUCAAGAUGGCGUACUCUGUUGCCAACGAGCGUGCUGAGCAUGCUGACAACAUGUGGAACCAGUCGCGUAGGGAUAUGGACGAGACCCAGUUGGAGAUGGCCAGUGUGCGUGCGGAUAUGGAUCGUGCUCAGCGGGAGUCGGAACAUUGGAGGUCCAAGGCCAGCGAGACAGAGCUGUUGUGGCAAAAGGCCAAGAAGGAGAACGAGACCAUGCGAACCUUGCUAGAGGAGGACAUGAAUGCCGCCUACAGCCCUACGAGCAAGGACAGGAAGCACGACUCGAUCAUGGCUAUUACUUCGGCCUCCCGACUCGCAGAAUUGGAACAUGAGCUGACAACUCUUCGUGGCUUGCUCAAGGAGUCGCAGGAUGCACUUACUGUUGCCAACAGGGAUUUGGGAGACACUAUGUUACGUCUUUCGCAGCUUGAGCAGACAUCGAUGACUGCCAGAGCCGAGGCUGCGACUGCCCAGCGACAGUUGACCGAGCACCGUGGCAAGGUCACGAUAUUGCAGGCACAGUUGAUCCGGAAGGAGGAGGCGAUCGAAGAGAUGGUGAAGGAGCAGGAGAACAAUGAGGCUCAGCUGGGAUUGCUCCGUGGAGUCAUGAUGGAUAACGGUAUGCAGGCGGACGAUUUUAUUCUGGAGGCCUUAAGCAAGGGUAGCGCGUCUUCUACUGAUGGCAGGUCUUCGGCGGCUGGAGGUGCUGUUUUGCCAUUGAAGCAAAAGGUCCAGGAGGCCGAGAAGCGUGCGGUGGAGGCGGACAAGCAGGUCGAAGAGUUGACAAAGUUGAAGGUCGGACUGGAAGGGCGUAUUCAGCAGUUGGAGGCCGAUUACCAGACUGCCAUGCACUAUGUCCAGGGCACCGAGACCAAGCUCCAACGUCUCCGUGAUGAGGCCCAGGCUGCCAAGGAAGAAAAGGAUGCUCUCCGUGCCAGCUUGAAGGAUCUUGAGGCCAAGCAUGCCCAGUGCGCGUCUGGCGCUGGUUCUGGUUCUGGAACAGAGUUGACUGCAGAGUUGGAGGGGGAGGUUGCGGAUCUUCAUCGCCAAUUGCACAUUUCCCAUGAGCGCUCGGUUGAGUUGGAAAAGCAGAUCAAGGCACUUUCGAACCAGACCGGAUCGUACUCGCAGGGUCAGUUGGAGGCUGUGGAGCGAUCGUUGGCCGAGACCAAGAAGCAGUUGGAUCUGAGUCAGGAGGAGUUGCAGCAGGCGCAUGAGCUGAACAAGGUUACGGGUCAGGAACUGGAAGAUGCCUUGGAUGCCUUGAAGAAGAAUAAGUCUUCUCCCAAUAGCAGUGCGGGAUUGGAGGCGUCGAUGGAAAAUGCACAGAGGACGAUUUCGAGUCUGCAGAGGACGAACAAGGAUCUGGAGGAGCAGUUGCAGGCGUCGGAGAACAAGAUCUCGUUGCUGUUGGAUAACUUUCAGUCGGCUCCCGAGUCUGUACGGAACAGCGUUGCUUCUUUGAGCGCUUUGAUGGGUGUCCAUGGUGGGUCUGGGGGUGGAGAUGACUAUAUGCGGUUCAUGGAGAGUAGUGGACAUGGACAUGGGCACGGACAUGGGUACGGACAUGGUGGGCAACAGCAAGGACAUGGACAGUAUCGUACGAUGACGAACAACAACUCAUCUUCGUAUGCGACAUCGCCGCCCUUGUCCGGAAUGAGCUCACGGUCACAUAUGACGAGUCCAUCGUCGACGUCGGGAGAGUCGAUGCGGUCACCGACUUCUUCGUCGUUCCAGAGCAGGAUGAACGGACGGAAUAAUGGUGCUGGAGGAACUGCUGCUGGUGGCGGUCCUUCGAGGUUAGAGGCGGGGUCUGCGAUGAGCAACUCGCAAAAGUUGGAUGAGUACGAGAAGAUGAUUGAUGAAAUGACCAACGCCCGGCGCCAGUACGACGAGUGA
This is a messenger RNA of Linnemannia hyalina, 4812 nucleotides long. The record is from the annotation of a GenBank genome assembly. NCBI's taxonomy places the organism in Eukaryota, Fungi, Mortierellomycota, Mortierellomycetes, Mortierellales, Mortierellaceae.